UUUCCUAACUGAAUACAAGUCUACAACGAAUGGUAAUGGUUACCAAGGAAACUGUUCAAUACAAACAAUACAUAAUAUUGUUGAAAAGAUGUCUGAUGGUACAUUUUUACUUCAUAUUUCAGGACAAUUAGAAUGGAUUGAUCUUUUGGCACCAAAUAACACAUCUUGGUAUUGUAAAUAUGAAUUUGUAGCAGGUACGGAUUGGAAAAUUUUGAAUGGCUUAGAAGCAGGACUUUCCCAAACGGUUAAUGUUAAUAAUAAUGGUGAUAAAAUAGUAUUCAACUUACCAAUAGAAAUACAAUUUAAGUCCACAAAUCCUUAUGGUUGGCCACAAAUAAUUCUUAGUGUUUAUAAAAAUAUGCAAUUAGCAGGAUACGGAAGAUGUCAUGUACCGCUCAAAGCGGGUGUUCAUAAAUUGGAUGUACUCUUUGCUAAACCACAAGCGUCUUCGUUGUUGGGGUAUGUUGCAUCGUUUUUUGGUUAUCAACCUGAAUUACUGCAACCCAAAAUGUUGGCUACUACUGCAGGAAUUAAUUUGUUACUCAUGGAGUCAGCAGGACAUGGGCAAAUUUCUAUAAAUAUUGUGACGCAGGGAUUUCAAAACUUGGGUUAUGAUAGUGGAGUAGUCAAAGAUUAAUUCCUCGUUUUCAUAUUGGCAUGAUAUUUUGUAAUAAAUUAUUGUAUAUGUUUUUAUAAAAAAAUUUGAUAUGGAUUA
Molecule: messenger RNA, 715 nt
Organism: Diorhabda carinulata
Lineage: Eukaryota; Metazoa; Arthropoda; Insecta; Coleoptera; Chrysomelidae
Gene: B9d1
Product: B9 domain-containing protein 1
Exons: 1
Coding region: 89-637 (182 amino acids)
Biological process (GO): cilium assembly
Cellular component (GO): MKS complex
Source: RefSeq, a predicted model, not a curated record